Molecule: messenger RNA, 1917 nt
Organism: Drechmeria coniospora
Lineage: Eukaryota; Fungi; Ascomycota; Sordariomycetes; Hypocreales; Ophiocordycipitaceae
Exons: 1
Coding region: 1-1917 (638 amino acids)
Source: RefSeq, a predicted model, not a curated record
AUGGCGCACAUCCGUCAAGAUCCCACCGACCUGCUCCACGCGCUGCCGCGCAUCCUCGCCAUGCGUAGGUUUCGCGCCCUCCUCGUCGUUGCCCUCCUCACGCUCCUCGCCCUGCUGUGCUUCCGCCCCGAGCGCUGGCACGGCUCCGCUCUCGCCCGGCCCAACGCCCUGGCCGGAUGGAUGCGCAAGAGUCUCGGCCCCUGGCGGCUGGCCGGCCGUCCAGUCCACCCCAUCGACGAGCUCCUUCUCGCCGGCCGUCGGCGCUCCCAGGAGCUGCUCGCGCGCCGGUCGACGACCCUCGACGAGGCCGCGUCCCGCUAUCGCAAGCGCCGCGGUCGGCACCCGCCCCCGGGCUUCGACGCCUGGUUCGCCCAGGCCCAGGCCGACGGCGCCGUCGUCGUCGAGGACUUCUUCGACCGCAUCCACCACGACCUCAACCCCUUCUGGGCCGUCGACGCCAAGCGUCUGCGCCUGCAGGCGAAUCGCCAGAAGCAGGUGAUUCGCGUCCGCAACGGAUCCGUCGACUUCGUCACCGACGACCCCAACCGCGAGCCGUGGAUCCAGCUCUGGACCGAGCUCGUGCGCGAGAUGACGCCGCACCUGCCCGACCUCGACAUGGCCAUCAACUUCAUGGACGAGACCCGCAUCCUCGUCCCGUGGGAGGCCAUGAGCAAGUACGUCGAGGCCGAGCGGCGGCGGCGGACCUUGGUGGACCCCAAGACGGCCACGUCGACCCACGCCGGCCUCGCCGACGUCGACGGCACCGCCGAGCCGGCGCCCGAGCCCACCUGGAUCACGGCCGAGGCGAACAAGUACUGGGACCACCUGCGGGCCGCCUGCCCUCCCGACAGCCCCGGCCGCGAGCUGCCGGCGCUGCCAUCCUUCAACGUCACCGUCGACUAUCCCUCGCGGCCCAUGCCCUACGCCCACGAGGGCUUCGUCCGAAACUUCACCGAGGCCCAGGACCCCUGCCUGCAGCCGCACCUGCGCGGCAUGCACGGCACCUUUGUCGAGAGCGUCAGCAUGUCGACGACGCACGACCUGAUGCCCCUCUUCGGCGGCUCCAAGCUGCCGCAGAACAACGAGAUCCUCAUCCCGGGCGCCAUGUACCUCUCCGACCGCGCCUUCUACAGCGGCGGCGAGACUCGCGGGCCCGCCUGGUCCCUCAAGCGGGAGGGCCUCGUCUGGCGCGGCACCGCCUCGGGCGGCCGGAACAAGGUCGACAACUGGUGGCACUUUCACCGCCAUCGCUGGGUCCAGAUGAUGAACGGCACCACCGUCGCCGCCGUCGAGGCCGGCGACGUCGCCCGCGGCCCGACCUUCCGCCUACCCCCGCGCCGCCGGUAUUCGGCGCGCGCCCAGCUCGAGUCGAGGCUCGGCCCCUGGCUCGAGUCGGUCGCCGACGUCGGCUUCGUCAACCUCGAGUGCCACCCCUACGCCGAGGUCGAGGUCGGCACCGGCGCCGACAAGCACAUGGAGAUGGACAAGACGUGCCGCUACACGACGCCCUUCAUGGCCGUCCAGCCGAGCCUGCCGAUGGAGCGCCAGUACGAGUACAAGUUCCUGCCCGACGUCGACGGCAACUCCUUCAGCGCCCGCUGGCGGGCCUUUCUGCACUCGACGAGCAUGCCCCUCAAGGCCACGAUCUACGCCGAGUGGCACGACGACCGCAUCGUCCCCUGGGCCCACUUCGUGCCCUUUGACAACUCGUACGGCGACGUCUACGCCGUCGUCGACUACUUCCUCGACGGCCGCGACGAGGAGGCCCAGCGGAUCGCCGAGGAGGGCAAGAAGUGGGUCGAGAUGGUCUAUCGAAGGGAAGACAUGAAGCUGUACGUCUGGCGGCUGCUGCUCGAGUACGCUCGCGUCGUCGACGACAAGAGGGACCGGCUCGCCUUUGUCGGUGAUUUGCUGUGA